GUGACAAAAUACUCUUUUAAUAAAAAGGUUUCCAAAGCUGCAACCUUUUUUGGGUUUAGUAGUUGAAGAGAGAAUCAAUCUGACCUGACAUCAAAAAUUUGGCGUCUUUCUAAGCCAACACAUCUCUCUCUGCAUUGUAUUUGAGAAUUGAGGUGAUAUGGCCUCGACCCUUUUCUCCAGAAGUUUCUUGGCUGCUACUCACCGCCUGAUUACUCCUCCUCUGUCUUCUCUUCUUCCCCAAACGUCCGCCGCCGCCUUUCUCACUAAGAGAGCAUUCUACUCUCAUCAAUUAGGCGUUGCUUCUACAGCCUAUAAAUCAACCGCAUGGGCUCGUCGAGCUAUGGCUUAUACUGGAGUUGGUACAAAAGCCGGUUACUCUACAUCAUCCAUAUCAACCAGUGAACCUGUUGUAUCUGUUGAUUGGCUUCACGCUAAUCUUAGAGAGCCUGAUUUGAAGGUUUUGGAUGCUUCGUGGUACAUGCCAGAUGAACAGAGAAAUCCGAUCCAAGAAUAUCAGGUUGCUCAUAUACCCCGCGCUCUCUUCUUUGAUUUGGAUGGAAUAUCAGAUCGAAGAACUAGUUUGCCACAUAUGUUGCCCUCUGAGGAAGCUUUUGCUGCGGGUUGUUCUGCACUUGGAAUUGAUAACAAAGAUGGAGUGGUUGUUUAUGAUGGAAAGGGGGUCUUUAGUGCAGCCCGAGUAUGGUGGAUGUUCCGAGUUUUUGGACAUGACAAAGUUUGGGUGCUCGAUGGAGGUCUACCAAGAUGGCGUGCGUCAGGUUAUGAUGUUGAAUCUAGUGCAUCAGGUGAUGCUAUUUUGAAAGCUAGUGCCGCAAGUGAGGCCAUAGAGAAAAUCUAUCAAGGACAAACCGUUAGUCCAAUAACCUUUCAGACAAAGUUUCAGCCACAUCUAGUGUGGACACUUGAUCAGGUCAAGAACAAUAUGGAGGAUCCGACUUAUCAACACAUAGACGCUCGUUCCAAAGCCAGGUUUGAUGGUACUGCUCCAGAACCCCGUAAGGGAAUAAGAAGUGGGCAUAUACCUGGAAGCAAAUGUGUCCCUUACCCUCAGAUGUUUGAUUCUUCGCAAACACUGUUACCAGCAGAAGAGCUAAAAAAACGAUUUGAACAAGAAGAUGUCUCAUUGGACAAGCCUAUUAUGGCCUCGUGUGGGACCGGCGUAUCAGCUUGCAUCCUGGCAAUGGGGCUUCACCGGCUGGGGAAAACGGACGUGCCGGUCUAUGAUGGGUCGUGGACUGAAUGGGCGACACAACCAGAUUUGCCCAUAGAGGGUGAUGAAUCUUCUUCAUGAAAGUCUCCACGGUAAAGACUAGCGACAAGAUUACAAGCCACAGAAGAAAAUAAUAAUGAUGUUUAACUUGAGGAAAUGGCUUGAAGUAAUCAAAAAUCCAAUUGCUGGCUUUAAAUUUGCCUCCACCCUCAACUAGAAGAGGACUGUAUUUAUAGAACUUGGUUUUUUCUUUUUCUUUUUUUUGUUCUGGAUCCAUCUUCCGAAUAAAAUCAAGAAACAGAAUAUUGUUUAUGAUUCUCAAACAGAGAUCUUGAGGCUAUAAUAAACAAGUUUUUUCAGCA
Molecule: messenger RNA, 1590 nt
Organism: Camelina sativa (false flax)
Lineage: Eukaryota; Viridiplantae; Streptophyta; Magnoliopsida; Brassicales; Brassicaceae
Product: thiosulfate/3-mercaptopyruvate sulfurtransferase 1, mitochondrial
Cellular component (GO): mitochondrion
Molecular function (GO): thiosulfate-cyanide sulfurtransferase activity
Source: RefSeq, a predicted model, not a curated record